UUAAAACAGGUCGAGCGAGCUUGCCAUAAAGCCCAGAAACAUCCAGAAAGCUUCCAGAGCAAUGUUACCCUGAACAAUGUAAUAGUGCAAUGGCAAAUGAGUCUGAGCACUAUUGAGUUAAAGCUGGGAAUCUCUGGUGAAUAUGACAUUUUGCAGUGCACAAUGAAAUAUCCUGCUUUCCGUUUUUCCCGCUGUUUAAUCCCAUGUCAUUAUCAUUGUUACACCAUGAUCGCCAUCAUGCAUCUAUUGAGUUCAAAUAACUGUCCUUAAAUACGUGCCUAAAUCCAUUAAACAACUAUCGUUUGUUUGUCGUUUUUGACAGCCUAAAUCCGGUAAAAGGAAGUGAAUUAAUCAAGACACUAUCAUGCGAGAGUGAAUGCCAUCAGAACGAGGAAUUUUAAUACCCAUAAACCUGCAGCCCAUUUUCGUCUUUCCAUUGCGGUUGCUUGCACUCCUUCACGCUUUUUCCGUGACGGUUUUCUGGUAAAUCCGGGUUCAUGAGACGGCUAAGUGACCCCUGGCCUUGUUGUGCUGUUUUACGUCAGUCUGCUUCUUAAUCCCCUGUCUCUUACAACAUUCAACACUCAUGUGUUACUCUGGCAUUUCCGCCUCGGGAAAUCAAUUUUGUUUUUGUUUGUCUUGUAAAGUAUUGCACUUAUCUAAAUUAUUUUUAAACUCUUACGGAUCAGCACCUCGCCAACUGACCAAUCACAGGACUGUCUGUGUAGUGUUAACGCGGGCCCCACUCGAUAAGGUCCCGCCCUAAUAUCCGGUGUUUUGCCACACGCGCUAGACGACACAGUAAAGGGUCGCAUCAUAAGCCAGCCAGCAAACUUAUGCGUCACACAGCACAGCUGGAACAUGGCCCAACUCAAUUCAAAACAAUCUAUUACUUUCUCAAUCGAUGGUAUUCUUAGCUCUGGAAACGAAAACGAAAACCUGCGAAGAAACUCGGUGGUUUGUAGAGAAACCUCCUGCAAAAUUGAAACGAUUCCUUCGGGUACAAAAUCGACGACAAACGGUGAAAGCAGUACUAUGCUAGCGAGUCACAACAGCAAGACUAGGAUGAAUAAAGAAUCAGACUACAGCCUGAAAGAAACUGGCGAUGCAGACAGCAUGGAUGCCACAAAGCCGAAAUCGUCCAACCCUAAGAAAAAGAGACGUGUAUUAUUUUCAAAGGCUCAGGUUUUUCAACUAGAGAGUAGAUUUCGCGUCCAAAAGUACCUUUCGGCCGUUGAGAGGGACCAGCUGGCGAGAAUGAUAAACUUAACGCCUUCGCAGGUAAAGAUUUGGUUCCAGAACCAUCGUUACAAGAGUCGCCAACAGAUUAAACAAGACGGGCAAUUUGAGGAGGAUAUCAAGGCACCUUGUGGAGGACACUACCAUCCUGCAGAGGUCCCGUGCUUACAGCCGUGCCCUUAUUACGAGCCAAGGGACUCGAUCAAUUCAUUCCCCUCAGCCUUUAUGCCUUGGGCACCGGUGUGCCCGUCUCCUUCACUGUCUCCAAUGAACAGUUUCUCGAUAGCAGCGCGGCAAAAUCAACAUUUUACCAGCUAUCCUUCGUGUCAGUAUGAGGCCCAGAGACAGCGUCUCUAUCAUCCUUCAGUAUUUUAUUAGUGUCACCUCCCAUCACUCUGUAAAGAUAACUUUUUAAGAAAUAUUGUAACCACUAAGGACAAGAUUGGUUUAUGAUUCAUUCAUUUCAUUCAUUCAACGAAUUCUUUCUAACCCAAAUUUGCAAUGACUCGAUCGAGAUUUAUACGAUGCAAUUUUAGUCAGGGUCGGCCAUGGGAUG
Molecule: messenger RNA, 1795 nt
Organism: Orbicella faveolata
Lineage: Eukaryota; Metazoa; Cnidaria; Anthozoa; Scleractinia; Merulinidae
Product: homeobox protein Nkx-2.2a-like
Biological process (GO): cell differentiation; regulation of transcription by RNA polymerase II
Cellular component (GO): nucleus
Molecular function (GO): RNA polymerase II cis-regulatory region sequence-specific DNA binding; DNA-binding transcription factor activity, RNA polymerase II-specific
Source: RefSeq, a predicted model, not a curated record